This is a messenger RNA of Serendipita indica DSM 11827, 3585 nucleotides long. The record is from the annotation of a GenBank genome assembly. NCBI's taxonomy places the organism in Eukaryota, Fungi, Basidiomycota, Agaricomycetes, Sebacinales, Serendipitaceae.
AUGGCUACAAACGUCUCGAGCUAUGGAAUCGACGGCGGCGCAAUGCACGCCUCUCAAGUGGAUCCAUAUACGGGUAGAGUGAUCAAUGGACGUCGGAAAGACGCAUUAGACUCGCAGAAUACGCACGGAAACGCGUUUAACAAUGCCAUAAAUGCCGCACAUGCGCGUUCAUCGAGCUCUGGUUCGCGCGCUCCGCCAAAGGAAUUACUCGUUCAUGGCAGUGCGCUUGGAGCAACAUUGGCGAAUGCUGGGAGUUCUCUAGGGGAUUUAGGGUAUGCAAACGCUCAGUAUAACCCUCGCGAUACGUCCUCAUUCCUGAACCCGGGGAGCAAUCAUCUCGGCCAUCGACCGGACCUCAAGCUCAACCUUUCCAACCAGCAAGGUUCCAUGCAACACGAGAUCGCCGCUGCAAUAAACUCUGCGUUUCAAAUGAAUGGCCACGGGUUAGGAUUGGAGAAUCCUCAACCCAACCCUCAGCAGCUAUCAGACAAUGUUGAAGGCGGUUCCAACCACCUUUCAUUUAUUCCAAACACCCUUUCGCCCCUCUCAGCAGCUACCCCCCUCCACCCGAGUUCCCAGCCACACUCACCCAGUGCAGACCAAGUACCGCCUGCCAGCCCCUUUCAGAUAUCGCCACACAGUCCAUUCUCCUUCUCGCCUGACGGUGCUCACUCUGCCGUAGGACUCUCUCCGCUAUUUCAACAGCCCACCCAAUCCCCCGUCUCGCUCUCCCCUCAUUUUGGCCCUAGCCAAUCGUCACGCGAGCCUUCACCCAUUCGACCUUCCUCUGCCAACCCACACACCAGACACGGAAAGCAGUGGACGGUAGACAGCGUACCAUUGGGCGGAGACCUUUCGCGGUGGCAGUCGGGUAAGAUGCGCGGUCGUUCGUCGGUUCCGAGGACGAACACGGCGAGUGGUUCCCUCAGCUGGGAAUACGGCGCUCAGGAUCCGAGUGCGAGUCCAAACUCGACUGUACAUCAUGGUGGGCAUGGUCGCUUUGCCAGUGGGACGCAGAUUCCUCGCUCGCCAAAUCUUCAUGCACGGAACCCCAGCGGCAAUCAGACUAAGCGGAAUGACGCCGUUGAGAGCCGCUUCCAGCGUGGUCGAGGACAUAGUGUUGGGAGUGUGCCGGAGAACAAUAGUGUCAUGGCUCGCGCUGGUAGUAAUGCACCCAGAAGUAGGGGAACUAGUCCGUACAUGGUUCCAUCGUCUCUUCCGGGACAUCGCGCCAACGACGCCUUGUCCGUGCCUUUGACAGACCUGACUAUCCCCGGUAUCCCUGGUGGAUUGGCAUUGACAGUAGAAAACCUCGCCCUGAACAACGCCGCAUAUCCCAACAGCUUGAUGGGACUCAACAUCCAAAGAGCUUCCAGCCACGUUGGCAGUGUCAGCGACUUGGGAGACGUCAAUGGACCAGAGGGCUCAGGCCUCACGACCAGCGAGUUCCAGUUUGAUAUAUCUCACUCCUCGCACCUCCUUGCUCCACCAGUCCCGUCUCCGCGCACACCUCAGUCGGGUCCCCUCGGAUCGCCACAUCUAUCGCCCAUUUCUCCCCAUCUCCUUUCGUCUCAGCUCGAUUUUAUGUUUCCAUUCGAGGCACCCUCUCCUGGCCAACAGCUUCCUCCUCCUUCGCCGAUAGAACCUAUCAGCGGCGCCUCGAGCCCCUUCCAUGCCACAAGCCCCCUAGCAAGCCCUCUCUACCGAUCUCCCAACGAACUCCCCAUGAAUACCAAUGGACCACUGUCAUUGGACGUCCCGUUGUUUGACGAUCUUGGCAGCGGACUGUUCGCCGGAAGCUCGCCUCCUGUUGGUCUAGCGUCUACCAGCAACGCGAGCCUGGCUCAACUAGGUGGCUCCGCAGAACAGUCGUGGAAUCUACUCGACGUGUCAAACGCACAGGCGCAAGCCAAUCAGAUUAGACGUAUGGAAGAAGAGACGCGAAUGCAGCUCGACAGUUUCCUCGACCCUCCAACCAGCGAGCAGCAUACCCAAAUCGGGGAGAAUUUCGGUGGAAACAUGCUUGGAACUUCGUUUGGACUGGGUCUCGACGGUAGCCAGCUAGGAACUCAAUCCCAAGGGACCGAUUCGCUCUCCAACUUUCACCUUAUACCAUCCCCCCAAACUCUCAACGAGGUCCUUCCGUCGCCGGUAGGAGCGCGUACACCUGAAUCUCUAAUGCAUCCCGAUCUCUUCCAGCCCAGCGUCGGUAAUGGCAUACACGACGCCGCUGGGUAUGGUUCCUCGCUCACCGGCUCCACCUCUUCACCAGCACCUAGCGCAUCGGUUGGCUUUGAUGGACAGGGUAUCGACCUUGCAUCCCUCCCUAUCGAUGUCCUGCAAGCGCUGCAACAACAGCAGGCGCUCGCGUCGUUGCAAGAUAUGCAAUCCAAUUCAUCAAAUACGCUCGAAGUUCCGAAAGCAAAGCGACCCAACCCGUCGCGACGCAGAUCGCGAAGCGCAUUAGACGCCCCCUUCUAUCGCGGCCAGAACAACGUUCAAGCUCAGUUGAAUCCGUUGUUCACUUCUGUCGGUGGAGGAAGUCCACAUGCUGCUCCACUCUCUGCUCAUCCUGAUUUCGUGGAUGAGAAUACCGUACUUGGGGGGCCUGGUCCGAGUCAAGUAAGAGCGCGCCAUAGUGCCAGUGCCGCCAUGUCGACUAUGCAUAAACGCGCGCAUAGUAGCUUUGACCCGCCUCCGGCCAUCAGCGUAACAAACUGGGACUCUGAUCGCAUUCCGUCCAUUUCUCAAACCCAACGACCCAAUAUAUCUCAUUCUCUCAGUAUGACGCCCUCAGGCGAGUCGUACCAAGCAUCGGCCAGCGCGCUACAUCCAACGCAAACACUACUGCAGCAUAAUCCACAGGUACCACCUCUUGUACACUCGACUACCUACCCGCCGCCAAACCCUGUUCCGACGCUGCCCAAUUCUGUUGUUGGUGGUGCGAGCGUUCAGCGCGUUUCCUCCCACAAGGCGAGGCAACAAGGACAGCGACAUGAGAUUAAUCAAAAGCUGCUAGACGAUGCAUUCACGUCGCGCGGCUUCUUCCCGGACCCCGCGCUACGACGGCUGUUUGAGCUCAUCCUGUGUACGCAGUUCUACAAGGACGAGUCACUCGAGCCCAUGCUUGGUACGCCAGAGGCUGAUGCGCUCCUUGAGCAAAUCCGACUCGUUGCUCCGCACGACGCUCGGUUCGCGCCAAGGGAUCCGUCGACGGAGACGGCGCCUGCGGAGAGUGCGGAUAGGGAUACGCAGUCUAUCUAUAUGCUCUUUACGGAGAAUAACGAGUGUCUGAUAUGUGGGAAGAAGACGGAUCGGAGUGGACGUGCUUUGGGUCACGUUCGCUCCGAUAUCAACCACAGGCCAUAUCACUGCACAUGCGACAAGUGCCGAAACGGUAACAACCCUCGCAAGUUUUUCUCAGACAACUUGCUCGACGACCACCUCAAGGGUCAAACGCAUAAACAGAAGUGUACUAUAUGUGGCAACCUCUUCCGACGCGGUGGCAUGAAGCGACAUAUGAACUCGAAGCAUCCAAACAUCGAGUAUCACCAGACUGGUGAUGACCAAGAUAACGAAGAAUAA